Messenger RNA from Zeugodacus cucurbitae (melon fly), 733 nucleotides. Its product is annotated as adult cuticle protein 1. The record is from RefSeq and is a predicted model, not a curated record. Bases 157 to 591 code for a protein of 144 amino acids. The transcript is spliced from 2 exons. NCBI's taxonomy places the organism in Eukaryota, Metazoa, Arthropoda, Insecta, Diptera, Tephritidae.
GCUGCAUAUGAAGUUCAACGAAUUUUUUAGUAUAUAAGUUGGUUUAAUUUCAUAUUCGAAAUCAGAAUCAAGUCAACACUUCUUGAGUGUGUCUAGCAGCUUACAGCAAAUCUUUUUCUUUACUUCUCAAAUCCUUCUCCACUUUAAUCAGCAAACAUGAAGUUCGUUGUUGCCGUAGUCAUGUUGGCUCUUGCCGCCGGUGUACACUCCUCCGUGUUGACCGCUCAGAUCGCACCAGCUGUGUCGUAUGUGACCUCUUCAUUGGGCGGCGGCCCCUUGUUGGCACCUGGUGCUUGGGCUGCUGGACCUACCGCUUGGGGUGGCGCCGCUGCAUUGGGUCUCGGCCUCGGUCUCGGCGGCCGCGGUUUACACGGUGGCAUCCCCGGCAUCUCACUUGCUCAAGGUCCUGGCGCCGCCGCCAUCGCUGCUCCGCUUGCUGCCCCGAUUGCUGCUGCUGCUCCUCUUGCCGUGGGUCAUGGCGCGGGUGUGUAUGUGGCAAAGACACGCGGUGCUAUUCACACUGCUCCCUUGGCUGGUCACAUCAACUCGGCGACUUCUUUGAACUUGGCACCCGCACCAGGCACUUGGUAAACACAUACUUCGAUAUUGUUUUAUAAUGUUUACCAUCGAGAUCACCGCAUAUUCGUUCACAUCUAAACACACGCAAAAAAAAAACCAUGCAUGGUUGCAUGCUGUCAGCAGCCAUACUUAAUACAAAUUUGACGACUCUGAU